UUGGUGGAAGGUUCCCGAAUCCAUCCAAAAAUAAGAGUGAACAGAGGACUUCAAAUCAACACAAAGAUAGUAAUCAGAUGCAAAAACAAAUGACAUCAUCAAGAAACCAGGAAUCAAGUGACUCUAGCAGCUCAUCAUCGCCAUCAUCAUCAUCCAGUUCAUCAGAAGAUGACAGGCAUUCGAAGAAGAGGAAAAAGAAGAAACACAGAAAGAAAGAUGAUUCAUCAGACAGUGAGGAGGAAUUUAAAAGAAAAGACAAGAAGAAAAUGUCAAAAAAAGAUCAGGAGAGGGAGGUGUCCAGAAGGAAAAGAGAUGAAGAGUUUGAUCAUGAUAGGAGGAAAGAUAGAGAAAAAGGAAGAAACAAAGAUGGAAAAGAUCAUCGAAAGAGAGAAAGGAGCCCAAGUCAUGAAACACACCACAAAAACGACAGAGAAAUUGCCAGACACCAAAAAUAUGAGAGAGAAAGAAGUAGAAGUCGCGACAGACACCAAAAACGCGAAAGAGAAAGAAGCAGGAGUCGUGACAGGCACCAAAGAUAUGAAAGAGAAAGAAGCAGGAGUCGUGACAGACAACAAAGAUAUGAAAGAGAAAGAAGCAGGGAUCGUGACAGGCGCCAAAGACAUGAAAGAGAUCGAAGUAGAAGUCGCGACAGACACCAAAAACGUGAUAGAGAAAGAGAUAGAAAUAAGUACAAUUCCAGGAGUCAUCGAGACCGAAGGUGAUAACCAAGCUUUUACUAAGAUGGGUGUUUUCAAAAGCUUACAUAUGGGUGAUGUUUGACCGUGUUAAUUCUGGUUUCCAUAGAAUCGUACACAGUCGCUACAGCGUUCUCGCAUCAAACCUUGUACUGCGUAGCUACGACUAACGCAAUCAGGAAUGCUUCUCUGAUUCAACUGGCCAACCAGCGUCGCCAAAGGAGUCGGCGAUUUUUAUGGAAACCAAGCUUAUCACUUGUGUAUGACAAGAGUUUAACAAGUACAUACUUGGGAACCAAAGUUAUAUUCCUGCUGCAGAGUAUUAAGAAUUAAAUCAUGGGAUUCUUUGUCUUGGUGUGAAGUUAAAAAAUAAUUUUUUUAAAUGAUGAGGUAUAUACACAAUUGGUUUACAUAUUCCUUAUUCUGUAUUUAAAGUACAGGCUAGGCUAGAUUAUAAAUAUGUUUUUAUAGUGGAAAUUUUAAAUAUGCAAAUCAGUCAAUUCAUUUUACUUAUUUAAUAUUGUCAGUGGCUGCAAAUUUUUUAACCAAUUUCUGCCAUUUAGCUCUUUAUUAUUUGAACUGGUGAUGCUAAAGAUUCCCCAACUAAGGUUCCGAAGUCCCUUGCAGCAGACCAAGCAUCCACCAUGACUGGAACUAAUUUUAAGAAUAGUAAUCUAGAUGCUUGGAAAUUGUACUAUAAGGCAUAAGAAUUGAUUUUUCAAAGCAGGACGUGUUCCUCGACAAAAUUUUUGGCUUCUUCCCUGAUUUGGUUUUUGUGGCUCCUUGGACCCUUGGCUGGUGCUGCUUCUGCACUGGUUUGAGAUUCAAAAGAAUACCUGGAACACGUUCAAAUGCAUACGUAGAUACUCGUCAUUACUAUUUACAUUAUUUUUAUUCAAGUUACUUUAAUUUAAUAUAUUCUGAUUAACGACUAAUAAUGAUAAAAAAUAAAUAAAUUUGUAAUUAAGUGAUUCUUGUUUUUUACCUCAUUUAUUAUUUGAGGGCCCCUAAUGAGCAGCAAUGCUGCAUGGGUCACCCUCUUGAAAUAUGGUAUUAAAUAAAUAGCAUUCCUGUAUUUUUAAGAUAAGCUUUGAAUAUUGACUGGUAUUCAAUUUGAGGAUUUCUGUAGAAAGAAUUUUUGAAAAUUGUUUUCAAUGUGUGUCGCAUUGGAAGUUGAUAAUUUAUUUGAUCCUAUUAAACAUUUUGAAAGAA
Molecule: messenger RNA, 1907 nt
Organism: Anneissia japonica
Lineage: Eukaryota; Metazoa; Echinodermata; Crinoidea; Comatulida; Comatulidae
Product: serine/threonine-protein kinase fray2-like
Exons: 2
Source: RefSeq, a predicted model, not a curated record